UCCUUUGCAGCAUUUUCGCAUCGCUGCAAGCUUGUACUAGGUGAUACAGUUGACAGCGACGUUCGUUGUCGAAGCUCUCGUUCUUCUCAAGGUGGCCGUCCAUCACACAUCGCACUAGUUGGAGGUCAUCGUCCCGUUAUCGACUUUUAUUUGACAUCUCCCGAAAGGAAGCUAGAAAGGGGGAUGAGAGAUCUGCGUAUAUCUGCUUGUAUGAAUGAGACAGAGUGUCAUAUGGCACUCUCACAUCUCACAUUUCUAGGUUGUUAUUGUUCGUCCUUGGUGGAAGAGGACAUGGCUUCUUUGUCUAUCUUGUUGCUGGAGUGCUCUGCCCUUCAUCAAGCUAUUGAUUACCGUAGCUGUUGAUUAGCUAAACUUGGCUAUUGAUUAGGCAAGGAGCUGUUGAAUAGCUAAACUUGGCUAUUAUUGAAUUAAGGAAGGAUGUGGAAACAGUGUAGCCAGCUGUUGUGUUUAGAAAAGAACUUUUUUGAACCACCAGUAUCUUUUGCAGUCGACGUAGAGAAUUGAAAAUGUAACAUUCCGAAGACUUCCGAUGAACAGUGCUACCGCACCGAAGAGGCUGGCGGCACCAGCCAAAAGAGAAGGAAAAAAAAAACGCCGCUGUGGCGUUUCUGCAAAGCUUGAUGUGCAUGGGGAAAUCUGCAUCGGCACAAGAAAAGAACCUUGGAGGUAGUGGUGUCUAAAGGAAUCGUAUGAGAUGAGAGAAACUGUCAGUGUUUCUCUGCUAUGCCCACUUCUUAACCAAGUUCCUUUGGUAUGCCCACUUCUUGUGCAUGUGCCAGCUUGUGGGGUUUGACCUUUCCCUGGUAGCUUGUUGGGGUGUAGGUGGCAGUCGUUGUAUCCGUCGUGAUCGUAUCAGCCAGUGGAGGAGGCCCUGUCCUGUUUCUUAACUCCUACGUAUAUUUUCUUCUUUGGUUAGAGUGACCCACUCUGUAAGGCAAGUGUGGAGGAGAUCCAUGGGCUCGCUGCUGAUUCCAAUUCAUUGUGCGAGCUCUCUUCCGACUGUGGGUAGAUGUAUCUAUCAGUUUCAUAGGUAGGGGCAGAUUUUGAAAGCAUGAGGGAGACAGUGGGAGACGUCUCUUUAGUCAACUCGGCGAUGUCAUGCUGUGCCGGUCCUGACCCCGUUGAGCAUGGUUUUAGCGAGCUGUUUCGCCAUCUUGUAAUGCUAGAAGGCAAUAAUUAGGGCAAACAUAUGCAGGUGAUGUGCAUUUUCAUUGUACAUGUAUUGCCCGUAGAAAAAAAAAACGGUGAGAGCAGGGAAGCAAGGAAGCAAAGCAGAUGUUCCUAUGGCUGUGCAAACUAGCGGAGAUGGCUCUCUUGCAAUCGUGGAGCUCCUGAAAAGGGCAGACUAUCAAUGGAAGACAGUGCACUGGAAUGAAGUGCAGUGCCUCAGAUCCUUUUCUGGGAGGGACAGGCAUGCGUUCACAAAGACGGAGAAGCUCCCUCGCACCACUACUACCUUUCCCAGGCAAUGUUGGCCCUCCACAAUGUAGGAUAUUCCGAAGACUUCGGGUGAACAGUGCUCUUGGACCAAAAUGGCUGGUGGCGCCAGCCAAAAGUAAAAAAAAAAGGGCUCCUGUGGCCUUCCGGCAAAGCUUGGCGCGCCAGGGAAUCCACAUCCGGCCGGAUAAGAGACUCAGAUGUAGUGGUGCUUUCAUUGUCAGGCGUUCCCCCACUUCUCCAGCGGUUCUGCUCCACAUGCAGGGUAUCACUUCCCUGUUUCUUCCGGAAAGCGAAGACCCCCCCGAUCAGACAAGAGGGCGUGCCUCGUAGUUUUUGCUCUUUUGAGGGCCUAGUCGCACUAAUGCUUUCCCGGAUGCACCUGGCCGCAAUUAUGGCAAGACGUGAAUGUGUGUGAUCGGGAUUACGUCCGCAGCUCAGUCGACAAGGUCCUGGUGUGAGUAUGCCCUGAAAAGAAGGCAUCAUGGGAGCGAGAAGUGUCGAAAAGAGAUGUGGCCGCACUAUGUGAAGAGGCAAAGUCUGGUCAACAUAGGAGGAGAUGGAUGCGAAUGCAGAUAAGAGACGAGCGACCCCUCUCAGGCUUGUGAGGGUGUGCUGGCAGGGUCUGUUUAAACCACCAACCCUUGUCUUUGUUCACGUGUGGACACAUUGAGCAAUCUUAAGGGGUUCCCCGAUUGCUGUUUUGGUUGGGUUGUAACCGUUUGAAAAGAGCCUCCUGCGACCACGGCAGGAGAAAAGCAUCCCAUCACUCCCCUUCUCCUAACGGGCACUGGCGGCUUAGGAGAGAGGAUGAGAUUGGAUUGGAGCCACAAAGGCAACACUGUUUUGACUUCAGUGAAGUAUAUAGAGGGGUACUGUUGCCCCCCACCCCCCACUUUUUAAAAGUAUCGAGUAAUGGGGUUGCUCAACUCGAGUUCGUGGAACAUGAAAAGACCAACGUAUUUCUUCAAUAAGCACACACAAGGCUCUGUUUAACUUGAAGCUAUUGAGAAGGGCGCCCGAAUGAAGAGCAUCCUACAAU
Molecule: messenger RNA, 2500 nt
Organism: Chara braunii
Lineage: Eukaryota; Viridiplantae; Streptophyta; Charophyceae; Charales; Characeae
Source: the annotation of a GenBank genome assembly